Alosa alosa (allis shad) is the source of this 15988-nucleotide messenger RNA. It is a transcript of the gene ush2a, whose product is annotated as Usher syndrome 2A (autosomal recessive, mild). The record is from RefSeq and is a predicted model, not a curated record. Gene Ontology annotation, molecular function: protein binding. NCBI's taxonomy places the organism in Eukaryota, Metazoa, Chordata, Actinopteri, Clupeiformes, Clupeidae.
UGCGCAAACAAGACAAACAAAAGGAUACUACGAAAUUGCCAAGUUCUGGAAUAACUGUAUUGUGCACUAAAUAAACCAGUGGUCAAACUGCGAGAGUGUUUUCAUAUUGACUAGCACAGACAAGUUCCCCCCACUUUGUCCCCAGCGCGCGCGUUAACCAGAUGGCAAACUACUAUAAUCAGCUUUACAGAAAUGCCGAGUGUCCGUGCGUCUCAUGAAGACAUCAAGCCAUCUCCUCGGGACUGUGGCCGGCCAAAAUCCUAGCUAUCAUGUGAAAGUGUUGGCCUCCACCCGUCACUGUGCCAUUAAGCUGUGCUGCCUUACCCAAGGCACCGGACUGUAAAAAUGUCACCUCCAGUAUGAGCACCAUUACUUAUUUAAGAUCACUACAUCAGGAGGCACCCCUGCUUCCAAGGAUGUAUUGGCCCUUGAGGCGACGGGGCGCCAUGUUAUUAUUGUACGCCCUGGGGUCCUGCAUCUACGCCAGCAUUGUCGCCCCUCAGGGCCUCUUUCCCCGGCUGGAGAACAUUGGGGCCUAUAAACCCGUCCGCUGUGGCCCGGCGGCGCGCCACGUCUUGGGCGCGUCUCCAAGCAGUGCCUUCUGCCAGCCCGCCGUGACCCAGGAGAGUCUUCGGGCCUGUGCCCAGCAGUUCUGCGUCCAGGGGUGCCCGUACCGGUCAUUGGCGCCACGCUACGGCAGCCUCCUGCGGAACCUGGGCACCUGCAUCAGUGAGGAUGGACGCGAUGUGCAUCCAGGGGUCAGGCCCGGCGACGAGACCAGUCAUAUAUUUCGUAACCGCACGGACUGCUUCGCCUCCCCUCCAGUACCGGUCCUGGGUCCAUCGGGCUCACUUACUUUAACAGUGUGGCUGAAACUGGAGGCGUCGUCUGAAAUGAGUCUAAUAGAGAAGAGGGCCGAGGGGGAGCUGGUGUUCGGCGUCCGGGUCUCGGAGGAAAAGCUGGAGCUCCGGUACCGUCUUCCCAGCGCUCCGGCGCUCGGCCUGGCCAUGAUGACCACGGGGCGCAUCAACAAGCACGAGUGGACACACGUGGCCCUCCAGGUGCACGGGACGAGUGUCAGCCUCUUCUUGAAUGGCCUGGAGGAGGACAGCACAGCCUUUGACACACAUUCUCUGCUCGCCCCAAUCACGGACAUCAUAACUGACAGUGCCGUGUGGAUUGGCCAGGGCUCAAAUGGGUCAAAUCAAUUCAUUGGAAGGAUGCAGGAUUUCAGAUUUUAUCCUGUCACGCUCACCAACAGAGAGAUCAUGGAGGUGUUCACAGGUCAGCUCCCACACCUCCACGCGCAGACUGAGUGUCGCUGUCCGCCCAGCCACCCCAGAGUGCACCCCCUAGUGGAGAGGUACUGCAUCCCCAACGGCGAGGAGGACACCACCACCAACAGAGUUCUGCGCCUCAACCUGGAUGCCCACCCGCUCAGCUACAUUAACGACAAUGACAUUGGCACCGCCUGGAUCACACACGUCUUCACCAGGUCCGAGCUGAUGGACCAAGGUGUCACACUGACCUUCGACCUGGAGAACGGACAGUAUCAGGUUUUCUACGUGAUUCUGCAGUUCCUGAGCCCACAGCCCGAAGCGGUGCGGAUUCAAAGGCGGGCUGGCGCCAGCGGCGGCCGCUGGAGAGACUGGCAGUACCUGGCCAAGAACUGCAGCGUCUUCGGACUGGCGGAUAACGGCCCGCUGGAGCGCCCAGAUUCUGUCAACUGCCUCCAGUUUCCCAGCGCGGUGCCGUUCUCUCGUGGGAACAUCACCUUCAGUGUGCUGACCCCGGAGCCCAACCUGCGUCCGGGCUACAAUGACUUCUACAACAGCCCGCCGCUGCAGGACUUCGUGCUGGCCUCAGAGGUGCGCAUCCAGCUGCUCGGACAGUACCACAUGCAGGAGCUCGGCGUGCCCUACCGACACCGUUACUACGGCGUGGACGAGAUCACCAUCAGCGGCAGGUGUGAUUGCCACGGCCACGCAGACAGCUGUGACACCAGGAGGAGUCCUUACCGCUGCGCCUGUACCCCAGAGAGCCACACACUAGGAGAUAAUUGUGAACGCUGUGCCCCUCUCUUCAAUGACAAGCCCUUCCGAUCAGGUGACCAGCUCCAGGCCUACAAUUGCCGGCCCUGCCAGUGCAAUGGCCACACCUCUUCCUGUCAUUAUGAUGUCACAUUUGACCCCUACCCUACGGAGCACUUCCGGGGUGGAGGUGGCGUCUGCGAUAACUGUCAACAUAACACUACAGGGAGGAACUGUGAGCAGUGCCAGCCGCAGUUCUACAGGGAGGCCGGGGCUGUCACCGCGGCAGUAGACGUCUGCAGGCCCUGCAGUUGCCAUGCCGCUGGGACUGUCAACGGAAGUGUGGAGUGUGAGGAGAUUGGGGGGCAGUGUAAGUGCAAGCGACACGUGUCUGGCAGACAGUGCAAUCAGUGCCAACACGGAUUCUACAAGCUGCGGGCGGAGCGGCCCCACGGCUGCCUGCCGUGCGACUGCAAUGCCGCCGGGACGGCGCGGGCAGAUAUUACCUGUCACCAGGACUCAGGUCAAUGCCAGUGCAAGGCAAACGUAAUCGGUCAGACCUGUGACCGCUGCAACUACGGCUUCAAGUUCCUGAACCAGUCGGACGUGGACGGCUGCAGCCCGUGCGGUUGCCACGUUAACGGCUCCGUGCACCAGUUCUGCAACCCGUUCUCGGGCCGCUGCGAGUGCCGUGAGCAGGCCCAGGGGCUCCUGUGCGACGCCUGCGCGCCGGGCUACUACGGGCUGAGCUCGCUGGGUGAGUGUCGGCCCUGCGCCUGCGACCCGGCGGGCACGGUUCAGGACGGCACCUGCCACGCCGCCACGGGCCAGUGCGCCUGCAAGGCCAAUGUGGAGGGCCGGCGGUGCGACACCUGCCGACCCGGCCACCACAGCCUGGACCGGACUAACUCUCUGGGCUGCCUGCCGUGCCAGUGUGACCUGCGUGGCACGGUGAACGGGUCGAACGUGUGUCACCCAGACACCGCCCAGUGCCCGUGUAAAGAUCGGGUCGAGGGCCCGCAGUGCACGCUCUGCGUCCAGAGCACCUUCAACCGGACCGGUGCCGGCGCCACUGACGGCGGGUCAUAUGACUGCGCGCCCUGCCACUGUGACCUGGAGGGCACAGUGCCCGGGAGUGUGUGUGAUCCCGUCAGUGGCCAGUGUGUGUGUUUGCCCUCUCGCCAAGGGCAAGACUGUGGCAUCUGCCGACCAGGCUUCUUCCUGUCCCCGGGAGGUGUGAGCGGGUGUGACAUGUGCGACUGUCACCCAGUGGGAGCAGAGGGGCAGGAGUGUGAGCCAGACACCGGCCAGUGUGUGUGCCGACACCCCUCCGUGACGGGACGCAGGUGUGACCAGUGCCAGGAACUUCACUUCGGGUUCAACCCCGGCGUGGGCAGGUGUGAGCCGUGUGGUUGCCACCCGGGCGGAAGCCUCAACGGCUCCUGCCACCCAGAGUCGGGCGUGUGCCUCUGCAAGCUGUUUGUGACGGCGGAGAAGUGCGACACCUGCGUCCAGGGGGCCACCCAUAUGGACCCAGACAACCACCUCGGCUGCAGCAAAGUGAAUAUACACAAGGGGGCUAGCGCAAAUCUCAUGUACAGGCCCCAGGGACCAGUGGGGGAAACAUUAAGACCAUUCGGGCCACCUCCAUUCCAUUCAUUCAUUCCUUCCUGUCUGUCAAUCCACUCCAUGAUGCCUGCGUCUGCCUGCCACCUGCCUGUCUGCCACCUGCCUGCCUGCCUGCCUGCCACCGCCUGCCUGCUGCCACCAUACACCUACCAGCUGCUGACCAGCAACGUGCACGGCAACACCAGCAGCGUGGAGGUCAGCUACCGCACCCUGGCCACUGUCCCCCUGCAGACCCACCUCCAGCUCCACCAGCAAGGCCGCGCCAAACCGCACAGCGUCUCCUUCAACUGGACGUCUCCGCAGAGCACCUCGGGCCCCCUGGAAUGCUUCGUCCUGAGCUCGGUGGACGAGCAAAGCGGGGAAGAGCUUGUCCACUACAAGGGCCUGCAGACCGAGGCCACCGCCCGCGGCCUCGCGCCGUUCACCCGUUACGUCUUCUCCCUCCAGGCCUGCACCAGCGGGGGGUGCGGACACAGCGACAGGGUCGCCGUGGUGACGGCGCAGAUCCCGCCGCUGCACCAGGCGCCGCCCAGAGUCCGAGCGCUGGGGCCCGGGGAGGUGGAGGUGGAGUGGGACCCGCCUGCCCAGCCCAACGGUGUGAUCAUCAGGUAUGAGCUCUUUAUGCGUGGCCCGCUCCAGGCACCAGACAAUGACACCGCUGCCCCCCCGCCCGAGGAGAGAGUGUUCCUCAGCAGCGGUUGGCUGAACCCACAGCCACUCAUGCACUCGGCCAAUGAGAACGUCCUGUCGCCGCCGCAGGGUGGGACAAACGUGUCCAGCCUGGAGCCUUUCUCCUGGUACGCGUUCAGAGUUCUCACGGUGAACAUGGCCGGAAGUGUUCUCUCGGAGUGGACCGCCAUACGCACGGCAGAGGAUGUGCCCGUGUACAUGCCCCCUCCCCAGGUCACCCCCUUGACCUCCACCUCCCUCAAGGUCACCUGGAGGUUACCUCCGGACAGGGAUGCCCGGGGCAACGUGACAGAGUUCAGAGUCAGCAUCCACCAGGAGCAGAGUGCUAACCCCUUUGCCCCACCGGUCCUCACCAAGGUGCUGUACACAGCUUCGGCGUCCGAGCGGAGCUACACUGCAGUCGGAUUGCAGCCGUACCGCUUGUACAACUUCACAGUCACCCUCUGCAAUGCACUCGGCUGUGUGUCCAGCGACCAUGCCAGAGGGCGCACCUUGCCCGCAGCUCCGGCAGGUUUGAGUCGUCCUAAAUUAACGGCGCUGAAUAUGACAGCGAUGGCCGUCUCCUGGGCGCCUCCUCGAGAGAUGAACGGGCCACCGCCCCUCUACCAGCUGGAGAGGACGGACGUGUCUCUCUCCGACCCCUACGACCCCGUCGUCAGGGGCGUCCGAUUCCCUGGACACGGCUACUUCAGGUUCCCCAACUCCACCCUCCCUGUGAACACAGACUUCACAGGUCUGCAGCUGAGUUUCCGCACCAGAGCUUUAAAUGGGCUGAUACUGUGUGCACUGUCACCUGGCGACCAAGAAGAGUAUGUGGCUCUGCAGAUCCAAAAUGGCCGCCCCUUCUUCCUGUUCGACCCACAGGCGUCGGCCGUGGCCCUGAGCCCCGAGGGCGACGAGGGGAGGCGCUAUAACGACAACCAGUGGCACCAUGUGAUCGCAACCAGGAAACAGGCCGUGGGAACGAUCAUUGUGGACAAUCGAUACCGAGGAACUGCCUCGGCCACCAGUGGCAGCACCAUCAUUGGAGACAACUCUGGAGUCUUCAUCGGAGGCUUACCAAAGGGAUUCAACGUCUUAAGACAGGAUACAGGUGACGCACGCCUGGUGCAGCAGGGUUUCCUGGGCUGCCUGAAGGACGUGCUGGUCAAGAGGGCGGAGCGGCCCUUUGAGGAGUGGGAGCCACUGGACUGGGACUCGGCCGAGGAGAAGGAGGAGACCUACGAGAGCUGGGAGGGAUGUCCCACACACAGGGACGAGGGAGCACACUUCCUUGGACAAGGAUACCUUGAACUGAAAAGGGAUUUGUUCUCUGGUGGAGAGAAUUUCCAGAUCUCCUUUGAGUUCAAAACAGACCAGCUCAAUGCUCUGCUUCUGUUUGCCUAUGAUGUAGAAGGAGACGACUAUAUUUUGGACUGGGAGGGCAUCCCUGACAUGGGCCUUUCUGCGCUAGAAGCGUCCCAGCAGGCCUUAGGUUUUGGCGGCUGUUUGAAGGAUGUGAAGUUUGCGCGGGGGCCCGUGGUAGACUUGCCGGCCGUGUCCAGUGGCGCUGUCAGAGUGAAUCUGGACGGAUGCCUGUCAGCCGACACCCACGGCAACUGCAGGGGGAACGACUCCAUCCUGGUGCACACGGGCCGCGGGGAGCAGGCCCAGGAUCUCACCCUGCAGCCCUUCACUGAGUACCCAGGCUAGAGUGACGCCUGAGAGGGUGGCUGGGUAGCAGGUCCUUGGGAACGCGGACGCAGUCGAGAGACAGUCCCUGCGAGUGUGUCGUCUCCCUCCCGAGCGGAGUGUGUGAACGGCUACAGUGCGGAAGUGAGCUGGGACGCGCCUGGCGAGGUCAGGGGUGUAAUUGAGAAGUAUGUGGUGACGGCGUACAACCAGGACCAGCCCUCCGAGCCCCCCAUCACUGGCACCUUCCUCCACCACACAGCGCACCUGACAGGCAAUUUGAGCGGCCUGGCUCCCUUCACCCAGUACCGGCUGACGUUAACGGCGUGCACUGCGGCUGGCUGCGUGGAGAGUGUCCGUGGCCGGAGCAUCAGCACUCCUCAGGAGGCUCCAGAUGAGGUGAUGCCACCUGGUGCUGUCCCACGUCCGACCUCUCUCUUGGUCCACUGGAGUCUGCCUCAGAGACCCAACGGCGUCAUCACAGACUUCCUGCUCUAUAAAGACCACGUGCUCGUCUACCAGGGCAACGACACACAGCAACUCAACAUUACAGGUUUGGGGGUGUACAGCUCUCACAGGUUUCUGCUGAAUGUGUGUACGUAUGCCAGCUGUUGUGUGCACACGCAACUGGCUGCAACCAACAGCCUGAGGUCAACCUGCAUGACUGGCCAGCUCUCAAGCAAGGACCCCCCAACACUCACAGUUCUGGACUCACACAGCAUCUACGUCCAGUGGGCAGCGCCCCUGGAGGUGAACGGGGUUCUGGAGUUCUACCUGCUGUACCUGUCGCCUGUGGGGGAGGAACCCGCUGUGGUGUACAACAGCUCCGAGCUAUUUGAGGAUCACACCCUGCGCAACCUCGUCCCCGGGACCACCUACCUCCUCCAGAUCGCCGCCUGUAGCGGUGGCGGCUGCACCCUGAGUGCCCCUGUGGUGGCGAGCACAGAGGAGAGCAGCCCAGAGGGCGUCGCUGCCCCCAGCGUGGAGCCCCUGUCCCACGACACCUUCAACGUCUCCUGGACCCCCCCGCGACACCCCAACGGUGCCAUCAGUAGUUACCGGCUGUGGAUGAACGGCGCGGUGAUACACAACUCGUCGGCAGAGUCACGCUUCUUCCUGGUCACAAACCUGACCGCGUGGAGUCUCCACAGCCUCCGCCUCCAGGCCUGCACUGCCAAGGGCUGCGCCCUGGGGCCACUGGUGGAGGUGCGGACGCUGGAGUUGGCCCCUGUGGGUUCCGUAUCCCUGGAAGUUCUAAGCGACAGCCCCCACGCGGUCAAAGCCAAGUGGCAGGCCCCAGCCAAGCCCAACGGGAACCUCACCUACACUCUGCUCUUUACCGGAACCUUCCAUGCCUCAUCAGCGGAGUCUUCUGGCUCAGAGGUUCCUGAGGCGCUGGAGACGCUGGCUUUGCUGAACAGCACCACGGUGGGACAGUGGGUGUCGGUGGGGGGCCUGCAGGCCUACUCCAACUACAGCGUGGUCGUGCGGGCCUGCAACAGCCAAGGAUGCCUGGAGAGCCCUGAGGUCUCUGUCAGUCUCCCGCCUGGAGCUCCAGAUGGCCUGGUGGCCCCCAGGCUGGCAGCUGCCACCUCCAGCUCUCUGCAGGUCUCCUGGUCAGCACCAGAGCGCUCCAACGCCCCCGGACCCCUCCGCUACCGGCUACAGAUGAGGACCGCAGACCGCCCGGACGUACAAGAACUGGUAGACAGUGUGUCCACCUCCUUCAGUUACACGGUGGAGGAUCUCCAGCCAUACACAGAAUAUCAGUUCAGACUGCUGGUUUCACACGGUCACGGGGAGACAGCCACGCCAUGGGUGCCACUGAUCACUGCACAGGACCGACCGGGAGCAGUGGACCCUCCUGUCGUGUCCAGUGUCCUGCCCCACAGUGCCACAGUGUCCUGGGCGCCUCCCUCCCAGCCCAACGGCCCCAUCAAGCACUACCACGUCUACCAGAACACCGAGCUCGUAGCCACGCUGCCGGGCAACACCACCGUCUUCUCUGCCGCCCCCCUGCGGCCCUACGCCAACUACACCCUGCAAGUGGAGGCCUGCACGGACGUGGGGUGCGCGCGCUCGCCCCUAUCCCACGCCUUCCGCACCCCGCCGGGGCCCCCCGCGGACGUGCCCGCGCCCCAGCUCUUCUCCGACACCCCGACGUCCGUGCUGCUGUCCUGGGGCCCCCCGGGGCGCCCCAACGGGGAGCUGGAGGGGUACACGCUGGAGCGGAGGGUGCGGGGCACGCGGCAGGUGUCCACCGUGGCGGAGACCGAGCCCCAUGAGCCCCUCAGCUUCCUGGACAGCUCGGCAGCGCUCAGCCCUUGGACCAGCUACGAGUACCGGGUGGUGGCCCACACGCGGGGCGGGGGCAGCAACAGCAGCGGCUGGACCGGGGUGACCACCAGGCCCUCCAGACCAGCCGGAUUGCAGCCUCCACAGGUGACCCUGCUCGGCCCCGACGCAGUGCAGGUCACAUGGAGCCCUCCUGUGAUUGCCAACGGGGAGAUUGAGCACUAUGAGAUCCGCAUGCCUGACCCACGGAUCUCCCACACCAACACCUCCACCCUAAACUACACCGUGACCAACCUGGUGCCGUACACCGCCUACAGCGUCACCAUCUUGGCCUGCUCCUCCGGGGGCGGCUACGUCGGCGGCUGCACCGAGAGCCUGCCCACCCCAGUGACUACAUUACCCACAAUCCCACAGGGUCUGGGACCCCUGUCCGUAGUGGCGGUCAGCGAGUCGUUCCUGGCCGUCUCCUGGCAACCCCCCAGUAGGCCAAAUGGGCCAAACAUAAGAUUCGAGCUGCUGAGACGGAAAGCGCAGGAGCCGCUGGCCUCGCAUCCCCCUGAAGAUUUGAAUCUGUGGUACAAUGUUUACGCAGGAGCCAAAUUGUUUCACCAAGAUAAAGGCCUUAGCAGGUUCACUCAGUACCAGUACAAGCUGCUGGUCCACAACGACGUGGGCUACUCGUCGGGGGAGAUCGCCACGGCGUCCACGCUGGCCGGCGUGCCCCGCAGGCCCAGUUCCAUUUCCUCUCUGACCGUGUCCCACACCUCCAUCCUGGUCAACUGGACCACGCCCACUCUAGAGGAUCUUCAGGGGGAGGUAGUGUCCUACACCCUGUGGGUGAACUCCAGCCAGGGCAUCCAGGCCUUGACCUUCGACCCCGAGGUGACAUCCGCCCUCGUCCCAGACCUGCAGCCCAGCACGGUGUACAACCUCACCCUGCAGGUGUUCAACGGGGCACACAACGCCACCAGCGCCCAGGUGACCUGCACGACAGAGGACGGAGAGCCCGAGGGUGUGUUCCCUCCAGAGGUCGUGACCCUGAACAGCACUACCGUGCGGGUCCUUUGGGCCGAGCCCCUGGUCCCCAAUGGCGCGAUCACUCAGUACGGCGUCUACGUGGACGACCAGCUACGCGGGACUGCUGGCAACACCACAGGGUCCCUGGAGCUCGGGGACCUGCUACCCUUCACUGUCUACGACAUCCAGGUGGAGGUGUGCACUGUGUACGCGUGUGUGAGGAGUAAUGUCACACGGGUUACCACGGUGGAAGACCUGCCGGGUGACAUCACCGCGCCACACAUCCAGGUGCUCGGGUCAAGGUCUGUGCGUUUGGAGUGGAGCUCCCCAGGCCAGCCCAAUGGCAUCCUGCUGGGUUAUGACGUGCGGCGCCGGGCCCUGAGGCAGUGUGAGGAGCUGCGGGUCCAGUUGACCCUCAGGCCCACCGGACGCUGCUCCCUCCUGCGCUGCCCCAAGCCCCAGCGCAUCUGCGGCAGCGCCUGCUACCACCCACAGGAGCAGGUGUGUUGUGGAGAGACGGUGUACACACGUGACUCCUGGCUCCAGUGCUGUGGCGAACGCUACGUCCCGGUGCGGAACGCCUCGGAGAGUGUGUGCUGCGGCGACCAGCUGUUCCAGACUCAACCCCAACACCAGUGCUGCGGCCGCUACUACGUCCGCGUCCCUCCAGGGGAGGUGUGCUGCCCUAACCCGGAGCAGAUGCGCGUGUCGGUGGGCCUGGGGGACGCGUGCUGUGGGGGGAACCCCUUCUCCUGGGCGGCCGGGCAGCUGUGCUGUGGGGGGAGCCUCCAUGACGGCUACCAGGCCCAGUGCUGCGGAGCUCAGGUGGUCAGCCAGGGCCAGGCCUGCUGUGGAGACGCCCAGACAGGAACCGCAUACACACCUGUGCCAGGCAUGUCUUGCUGUGGUGAGCUUUACAUAAACUCCAGUGAGACGCUGUGUUGUGGCGGAGCUGGUCUGGAGUUCAGGGCCCAUCACCUAAACAACGACACCGUGACCUGGAAGUGCUGCGGGUCAGAGGUCAUCAGAAAGGAAGAGGAAUGCUGCAAUGGAGUGGGCUACGACCCCAAAAAGUACUUCUGCUCCGACAGAGCCUCAUCUGAUAUACACAUGCAGGAGCAGUGUAGACCCAGCACCCUGUGCCCCCUCUCCUCUGUCUCCAGGGCCUACUGUGGCCUGUGUGAUUUCAACCCAACUCUGGAUGUUUGUACGCGGGUACCCGGCGUGCCCGAGCCCCUGCCCGAUGCCCCCGGUGCCAACCCCCCCGCCGCAGACAGAGACCCGGGUCUGUGUGCCUCCUCUGAGGACGUCAUCUAUUCCGGGACGGCCAACCGAUACACCUACACAGACUCAGACCUGGAGCCCCACACCAACUACGAGUAUCGCGUGGGGGCCUGGAACCGCUUUGGCCGUGGGUACAGUGCUCACGUGCGGGUCACCACCAGAGAGGACGCCCCCGCGGGGGUCCCUGCUCCCCGCUGGAGCAAGGUGGAGAACCGCGACGACAUCAUCCAGCUGGACUGGGAAGUGCCAGUCAAACCCAAUGGUGAGAUCAGGUACUAUGUGGUCCUCCGUGACGGGCAGGAGCGUUACCGCGGUAGCGAGUCCAGUUUCACGGAUGUGGGGGGAAUCCAGCCCUAUCAAGAGUAUGAAUACCAGCUACAGGCCUGCACUACUGCUGGAUGCACAGACAGCAAGAAGGUGGUGGCGGUGACAGUGCAGGGGGCUCCGGAGCAGGUGUCGGCCCCGCUGGUGAGCGCUGUGGGCCCCCGAGCGCUGCUCCUGGCAUGGGCCCCGCCGGACAGACCCAACGGCAUCGUGCGCGAGUACCACAUCAAUCAGACCGGAGCGGGACGCGUGCACAGCCACACGGGAGAGGGCGAGCUGCAGCACACCGUCACAGGUCUCGAGCCUCACACUGACUACAGUUUUGUGUUGGAGGCCUGCACUUCAGUCGGCUGCAGAGCAAGCCAGCCCUCUACGGGUCGCACACUACAGGACGCACCAGCAGGUGUGUGGGCUGCCCUUCGGCAUGUGUUGGUGAGCAGCUCUGUGGUGGAGCUGUACUGGAGUGAGCCCCUGCAGCCUCACGGCCUCCUCUCCAGGGUACCUGCCAGCCACUGCAGGGAGCUCCACCUUUUCUCUACUCGGAGACAAUACACCUUCACACGACACGGCCUGCAGCCCAACACCAGGUACGUGUACGAGCUGGAGGCCAGCACAGCCGGAGGCAGCAGCCGCAGUGACAGAUACGUGAUUCAGACGCCCGUCUCGUCCCCCGAGAGGAUCCCACCCCCCUAUAAUGUCACCGUCAGCGGGGCCCGCUCCGUCUUUGUCGCCUGGACACCCCCAGGGAAGUACAACACAAGCCUCCCACUGGAGUACAGCGUGCUGUUGAACGCGGGAAGCCUGGAUGCCCUGGUCAAGGCAGCGGGGAAGGGGCAGUUCCUGCACGUAACCGACCUGCAGCCAUUCACCCGCUACCACAUCCGCAUACAGGCCUGCCAACCAGACGGCUGUGGAGUGGGGAAGGGCGUCUACACUAGCACAUUCGAGGCACCCCCUGAGCAUCUGGAUCCCCCCGUUGUCAAGGCAGCAGGGCCAGCUGUCAUCGAAGUACACUGGAAACCCCCCCGGCAACCCAAUGGGCUCAUCACAGCAUACUUCAUUUACAGGCGUCCUCUGGGUACCCGCGAGGAGCUGCUGGUCUUCCUGUGGUCCGAGGGUCCGCUGGAGUUCAUCGACGCGUCGUCCAGCCUGCGCCCCUACAGCGAGUUCGAGUACCGGGUCCGGGCACUCAACACGCAGGGUUCCGUGUCCAGCGUCUGGGCCUCGGCGCUGACCCAGGAGGCCCCACCACUGGGUAUGUCCUCCCCGUGGGCCCUGCCCACCAGCGCCUACUCCCUGAUGCUCAACUGGACCCGGCCCAGCGACCCUAACGGGCUCAUCCAGCAGUACCGCGUGGUCUACCAGAGCAGGCCCGCGGACCCCACGCUCAACACCACGGCCGUGCUGGCGCUCACCGUGCCGGGGGACAGCCUGCAGGCCCAUGUGUUCGGUCUGGAGCCCUACACCACCUACAGUGUGCGCGUGGAGGCGGUGAACGGAGCGGGCAGCGUGUCCAGUCCCUGGGCGGCCGUGCGCACACUGGACGCCUCACCCAGCGGCCUGGCCAACUUCAGCGUGGAGAAGAGGGAGCAGGGACGCGCUCUGCUGCUGAUCUGGGAUCAGCCGGCCGUACCCAACGGAGACAUCAAGAUGUAUAACAUCUAUAACGAGGGUAAUCUGGAGUUCAGUGGGCUCUCGCGCCAGUUCCUGUUCCGCCGGCUGGAGCCCUUCACCACCUACACGCUGGCACUGGAGGCCUGCACGGCCGCUGGAUGCACCCGCACGCCCCCGCAGCCAAUCACCACUGAGGAAGCACCCCCUUCCGCCCCGCCCCCUCUGGUGGCUGAGCCAAUCAGUGCCAACCGCGUGCAGCUGCACUGGCUUCCGCCCACGCACCCCAAUGGCCGCAUCCUUCAGUAUCGGGUCAUGGCGGUGACCUUGGACGCGGGCAGGUCAAGGACGGAGGAGGAGGACCUGCAGAGGGCAAAGGUCGUGUUUACGGAGAACGACACGCGGGCCAGCAGCUUCUCCCAUAACGUGACGGGGCUGCAGCCGUGGAGCGUGUACGCUUUCUUCGUGAGGGUGGUCAACGCGGCCGGCCACGCAGACAGCCCCUGGCUCACCGUGCGCACCAAGCAGGCCUCUCCGCGGGGAUUAGCUGCUCCGUCUGUCAAUCACGUGGAGGGGAACCCCUACGCGCUGGAGGUGUCGUGGGCCCCUCCCCUCGAGAGCAACGGCGUUCUGCUGACCUAUCGCAUCCUGCGCAACAACGUCAGCUUCCAUUUCAGCUUCGACUCGGGCGUCCUCAGCUACACAGACGUGGACCUGCUGCCCUACGGCGUCUACGGCUACGCCAUCGUGGCGUGCACCGCCGAGGGCUGCGUCACCAGCGACCCGACCGAGAUCCGAACCCUGGAGGCUCCCCCCGCCACAGUGGAACCUCCCACGGCCACCAACGUCACGGCGCACUCUGCCAGCGUCUCCUGGAGCGUACCAUCCAUCCAGAACGGGGAGAUCACCCUCUAUGUCCUGCUGGUGGACGGGGAGGAGGUGUAUCGCGGGAGGAGGCUGACAGCACUAGUGUCCACUCUGCUGCCGUACACCCAGUACGAGCUGACCCUGAGGGCCUGCACCAACGGGGGCUGCACCGCCAGCGCCCCCGCACCCCUGCACACGCGGGAGGCCCCCCCGGCCGACCUUCAGGCGCCCAUGCUCAAGGUCACGGGCUCGGAGUCGGUGGAGGUGACCUGGAGGGAGCCGGGGCGGCCCAACGGGGUCAUCACGGGCUACGAGCUGCGCAGGGACGGACAGCUGGUGUACGUGGGGAACGACACACGGUACCACGACUUCACGCUGCUGCCCAGUGUGGAGUACAGCUACGCGGUGACCGCCAACAACAGCCAGGGUGCCGCCAUCAGCCCCGCGGCCGUGGCCCGCACGCGGCCCUCGGCGCCCUCUGGUGUCGCCCCGCCCAAACUGCAGGCCACCGGCGCGGCCAGCGUGCUGGUGCAGUGGGAAGCUCCGGCACAGCCCAACGGCGCCAUCCUCAGCUACUCCGUGUACAGCCGCGACCCGGCCGAGCCCAGCAGCCGGCGCCACCUCUUCCCCCCCGAGCACAGCGCCUUCCAGAGCCGGUCCACCAGCCUCACCGGACUCAAACCCCACUACAGGUACACAGCGCUAUACACUCUCAACCCACACUACAGGUACACAGCGCUAUACACUCUCAACCCACACUACAGGUACAUAUGCCAGCCUCACCUCAUGCCAUACACCUCCCACGAGUACCAGGUACAUAUGCCAGCCUCACCUCAUGCCAACCUCACCAUGCCAUACACCUCCCACGAGUACCAGGUACAUACAGUAUGCCAACCUCACCUCAUGCCAUACACCUCCCACGAGUACCAGGUACAUAUGCCAGCCUCACCUCAUGCCAACCUCACCAUGCCAUACACCUCCCACGAGUACCAGGUGUGGUCGGUGAACUCUGCCGGGCGUGCGGGGAGCCCCUGGACGAGGGGUCGCACGGGUCCCGCGCCCCCAGAGGGCAUCGGGGUGCCAACCUUCCUCCGCGUGCACGCCACCUCCGCCGUGGUGGACAUCAGCCCCCCCGCCAAGCCCAACGGCGUGGUCAGCCUCUACAGAGUGCUCGCACACACCAAGGACACAGAUCUGCUGCUCUCUGAGGGGACGUCCCGUCAGCAGACGCUCCACGGCCUGCGUCCCUUCACGCUCUACUCCGUGGGGGUGGAGGCGUGUACCUGUUUCCUGUGCUGCAGCCGGGGCCCCCAGACGGAGCUGCGCACCCAGGCCUCGGCCCCCACCCAGCAGCCCCCCCCGCGCCCCGUCGCCCUCACCCCGCGCUCCGCACUCCUGGAGUGGGACGAGCCCCUGCACCCCAACGGCAUCAUAGAGAGCUGUGAGCUGCACCUGCGUACGUCGUGUCCCCAGCCGCUGCAGCCGGUGGCCCAGGUGUGCGCCCAGGGCCCCGUGGAGACGCGCUUCUUCGGGAGGGGCCACAGCUUUAACGUGACGGGGCUGCUUCCCUACGCCACCUACGACCUGCGCGUCGUCUCCUUCAACAACAUGGGCAGCGCCAGCUCCAACUGGGUCACCGUCACCACACUCAAGGAGGCUCCCCAGUAUAAGCAGGUCUUCCAGAUCCACAGUAACCUGACUGCAGUGUUUCUGGAUUGGACCGGCUCCUUUGACCUCAACGGCCCUCUGAGGGACUACAGGCUGACCGAGAGUGGACAUCUCCUCUACAGUGGCUUCCACAGCGCCCUGCAUAUACCACGCACAUCAGACAAGACUUUUGCCUUCCAGGUCACCUGCACCACAGACAGUGGGAGUGUCAGCUCCCCCAUCAUCAGAUACAACUCAGUCACUGGUGUCGGUCCCGUGCACCCCACGGAGGGAGGCAAGACGGGGCUAACGGGGGUGCUGUACCCCUUCCACACGGAGCUGUGGUUCAUCGUACUCAUGAGCUUCCUGGGGCUCUUCCUGCUGGCGCUGCUCACAGGUCUGGUGCUCCGGAAGACCCUCAGCCGCACGACCUGCUCUCAAGAGCGCCCCCCUCUGGUGCCUCUGCAGAAGAGGAGCCCCAGCUACUCGGCCAGCGACUCCUACUUGAAGCCCUGUCCUAAACAUGCCUCUAGCCGCAAGCCCACUAUCAGUAAGCACAAGGGUUUUGUGGACACCAAGAUAGGCGGCAGCACCUCCCGCUCUGGUCGCCAUGGUUACCCGAACACCAUGUCGGUGAUGCGCGUUCCGGCCCAGAGCCAGCUGAGCCACGGCUACUCCCAGAAUUCCCUGCACCGCAGCAUCAGUCAGCUGAUCGACCAGGCGGACAGGAAGUCGCUGAUGGACGACGGCGUGUGGGACACUGAGGUGCAGGGCACAGACAGUGGCAUGUUUAUCGCAGAUGAGGAGCUGGUGGAGACCAUUAAAGAACUCAGCUCCGUGGGCUCCGUCAGGAAGGAACACACAACCUUUACAGACACACACCUGUGAUGGGCAACACACACACACACACACACACACACACA